UGCUGCAGGCGGGGCAUAGUGUGAAUUCAGGAAAUUGAAACAAAGCCUGUUCCACUGCCCAGAGGGAGCCAUGGCUGCAGAGAACCCCGUGGAAAGUCUCCAGGAGGAAGCUACAUGUCCCAUCUGUAUGGAGCAUUUCACAGAACCUGUCAUUCUGGAGUGUGGGCACAAUUUCUGCCACGCCUGCAUCAGCCAGUGCUGGGAGGGAACCGACACAGCCACCUCCUGCCCUCUGUGCAGAGAAACUGUGCAACCGGGAAACCUCAGGCCCAACCUGCAGUUAGGAAACAUGGUAGAAAUCGCCAAGUGGCUGAGUUUACAGGCAGCAAAGGGAGCAGGAGGGGACGGGGUGUGUGGGGAACACCUGGAGGCUCUGAAACUGUUCUGUGAAGAGGAUGAAACCCCCAUCUGUGUGGUGUGCGACAGAUCCCGGGCUCACCGCGCUCACACGGUGGUUCCCAUACAGGAGGCUGCCCAGGAGUACAAGGAAAGAAUCCAGGCCCAUUUGAAGACUCUGAGGGAAGAGAGAGAAAAGUUGCUGGGAUUGAAAGCGACUGCAGAGGGGAAUAGCCGGGAGUAUCUGGAUAUUAGAAGCACCUUGCGCAGGUGUGAGAAGGGGAAGUUCCAGCAGCCAGAGAAGAUUUCUCCUGAACUGGAAGAGCGACCAACAAGUGAAUUUUUGCAGGAUAUUAGAAGCACCUUGCGCAGGUGUGAGAAGGGGAAGUUCCAGCAGCCAGAGGAGAUUUCUCCUGAACUGGAAGAGCGAGUCAGUGGUUUCUCUCAGAAAACGAUUGUGCUAUUGGAGACUCUGGGGAAGUUCAAAGACACUCUGCCGUAUGCACUAGAGAUGAAAAGAGGAGGCUUCCUAGGAACAUUCAGAGACGUGAAUGUGACUCUGGAUCCAGACACGGCCCAUCCCCACCUCGUUCUGUCUGAGGACUGGAAAAGUGUGACACGGGGAGACACACGGCAGCAUCUGCCCAACACCCCUGAGAGAUUUGACACUAAGCCCUGUGUGCUGGGCUGUGAGGGAUUCACCUCGGGAAGACAUUGCUGGGAGGUGGAGGUGCAGGGUGGGGGAGGCUGGGCUGUGGGGGUGGCCAGAGAGUCUGUGAGGAGGAAGGGAUGGAUCAGCUGUAGCCCUGAGGGGGGGAUCUGGGCUGUUGGGUGGUUGGGGGAUCAGUUCUGGGCUCUCACCUCCCCUGAGAACCCCCUUCCCCGGCGCCGGAUCCCCAGCAGGAUCCGGGUUUGUCUGGACUGUGACCAGGGGCAGGUGAUAUUUAUCGAUGCUGGUGACGAGGCCCCGAUCUUCACUUUCCCGCCGGGCUCCGUCCCUGGGGGGAGAAUCCGACCCUGGCUCUGGGUGUGGCUGGGAUCCCAGCUCAGACUGUGUCCCUGAGGGGAGGCGGGGGUGGGGAUAUUCCACUGGAGAACUGGAAAUCAGCCUUUCUAGCCUCACACACCCUAGUCUCUAUGACCUUGGAGGACUCCUGUCUACCCAGCCCCUGGCUCCUCAUCUCUAUGACCUAUGGAAGCCCCUCCCCUUCCCUGCAGCACCAGGGAUGGAAGGAGGAGAGGGGAAGAACCCCUGGGGCUGCAGGAGGAGCAGAGGGGCCCUGAGGG
Messenger RNA from Chrysemys picta bellii (western painted turtle), 1623 nucleotides. The record is from RefSeq and is a predicted model, not a curated record. NCBI's taxonomy places the organism in Eukaryota, Metazoa, Chordata, Testudines, Emydidae.